GCGGGUGUACGGUCCUGAAGGCGAGGACGCAGGGACUGCGAUGCCCUGUUUCUCGGCAUUCAACCGUCCGAUGCGUCCGCGAGGCCCAAUAUAUGCGUAUCCACCAGGCCCGGUGCCUCCAACUGGGGUUUCUAUUCCGUCCUCGUCUACGUAUCGCCCGCCACCGCCAGGUCCGCCGGGAAUAUAUCUGCGCUUUUUGAGGGGAGGAGCUGAAUCAGAGACAGCGCGUUUCGGCGGCCGUCCCGAGGUGCGUGGUCGUUUCUUUGGAGUCCCAGGAAUUGGCGCCAUGUCAAAGAAUGUGGAGGGUGGACAGAGGGUGAACAAAUGGUGAAUAGUAGUGGUGUGGAUUCAACGCGCCCGGACGCUGAUGCAAUCUGUCCGACAGCGGGCUACCGCGAGCGCAUACACACCAGGCAGGCGGAUCGCGGAUAUAGCAUCGGUGAGCUGCGAGAGAGCGCUGGCGGCAUGGGGCGAUGGGAUGAAGACGCGAUUCUGCACCUGAGAGAGGCGCGGCCGAAGACGGCUAGCGUGGCUGCAGGGGCAUCGGAUUUAAGCCUCGGCGCAUCGCGUUGUUCUUCACGCCCGCAACACCACCCAUCCACACAUUUUCGCGAUAGCCGUGGGGUGGGGCGUUACCUCGGGCUCGCUUCUGCCUUCGUAUUAUGGAUUGAGACGUAUGCUUCUUGCAUUAGCUUUCAGCCUUCCCGCUACCCCAGUCGUCUUUUGCUUAAUUCACUAUUUAUGGGAAAUGAGCCUGAUAUUUGUUGCCCGUUCUUCUGGAUCUCUUCAGCGCACCGUUUUAAGCAAGACGUCUGGUGCUCGUUGCUUGUUCAAAGAUGUCUUGAAACCCACUUCGUUGAUCCUGAAGCUGCUCAAGAGGCAUAUCAAGUAGCUCCAUCAUGUCAUAUUCUUGGCCUCUUUAGCCAUCCGGCCAGUGAGCUAAACGAAAUCGUCCAACUCCUCUCUCCUCUUUCCUCUCGUCAGGCUUGGUCACCACAAAAGCUUCUAUUCGCCAGAGAUCCAACAUCCUGUCCGAUCGUUAAUCAGGCAAGGCACCGCUUCACCACCGCGCUUGACGAGAUCUAUCGCUAUGUAUUGAAUGAAGACUAUGAGCCCAUUUUAUUUAGUGAAUUCGAAAAUCGGACGAGUAGGCGCCAUUUUAGGAUGAAGUCCGUGCAGGGGAUGAGGCCGCAAACGCCUUUUGAGGGUUACCAGGAGGGCGAGGCGGAUUCGAGAUGUGGGCAUGGCUAUCUUAUCUAUUUAUGUUGGGUUGAAAGGAACAACCUUGUUGAGGAUGCUGAACAUGCAUUGAUAAUUCCUUCCUCAACUCAACUAGCUUGCAAUCUUAUCCUUUCUACUAAAGCUCCCUGGGGAUCCUUCGUACAUUGCCAUAUUACCCUCAAUUCAGAGAACACCUCUUAUUAUUUUCUUAGUUUUUCCAACUGUCUUCACCAGGCCCAACAAUUCAGCCGCGUGAGGAUCCGAAUUGAAAACCCUUUCUCAAGCUCCCAGGGUGGGGGUUCUGACAUGUGCAUGGUGUCGUAUGUGCUCAACCGUGGAACCGUCAAGACUUAUUGGCUGACAGCCAUUUUCUUCGAUUUGAAAUGGCAUCCUUUGGUCCACAGUAUAAGACGGCUUCUAUCCGGCCAUAUCUUCUUCUUUUUCAACUUCACUGUACCACACCAGCAUCAUCGCGAUCCACCACCGCGGUCCAGCACCACCAUCUUAACCAUUCUUUUCAGAUCACCAACUAUCUUCGAAAAUGGUCAUCUAACCCUUGAAGCAUUCCCACUCCGUAUCCCGAUUACCAUCUCUUUCAACAGAACAACACUAGGCGACACCCACCACCAUUUCAGGCAAGUUCCUCAUCGGACACGCCCAAUUCUAAACUACCCUCUUAUUCCGAAUACGACGUCAUCCUACAUCGCAGCGACAUGA
This is a messenger RNA of Lindgomyces ingoldianus, 1938 nucleotides long. RefSeq lists its product as uncharacterized. The record is from RefSeq and is a predicted model, not a curated record. The transcript is spliced from 12 exons. NCBI's taxonomy places the organism in Eukaryota, Fungi, Ascomycota, Dothideomycetes, Pleosporales, Lindgomycetaceae. Bases 325 to 1938 code for a protein of 537 amino acids.